UCCGGGAGCACCAGCGGGUUAGGCUUCCGCCUGGGAGCGCCACUAAGAUCCCUACACUCCUGAGGGCUCUCGGAAACACGUAGCCGGCUUGCCCUGGGCCGGCUGACCUAGGCGGGCAGGCACCCUAGAGACCCCCUCACCCCUGUGAAGGUUGCCGGUAACAAGCCCACGCCGUAGCGUCUCCGGAAACCCCACGGGUCACCACUCCAUCGGCACCUUCCGACAACUAACUUCUCCCACUGUAGCUGUGUCAGUGUGUUAUGAUGCCGUCUCGUACCAACCUGGCUACUGGAAUCCCCAGUAGUAAAGUGAAAUACUCAAGGCUCUCCACAGAUGAUGGCUACAUUGACCUUCAGUUUAAGAAAAGCCCUCCUAAGAUCCCAUAUAAGGCCAUCGCGCUUGCUACAGUGCUGUUUUUGAUUGGCGCCUUUCUGAUUAUCAUAGGCUCCCUCCUGCUGGCGGGCUAUAUCAGCAAAGGGGGGGCAGACCGGGCCGUUCCUGUCCUGAUCAUUGGCAUCCUGGUGUUCCUGCCAGGGUUUUACCACCUGCGCAUCGCCUACUACGCCUCCAAAGGCUACCGGGGUUACUCCUACGAUGACAUUCCAGACUUUGAUGACUAGCACCCACCGCAGCCCUGAGAAGAGUCAGAUGGGACUGAGCCCAGCUUUAAGACAUUGGGCAGAAACUAUGGUUAAGGGCCAAUGAAUUCUGCAGCUUGCAUAUGUUUAACAAAACAAUGGCCAGGUUUUAUGAGUCCCAUCUUAAAAGAUAUUAACUGAGUGAGCUUACAGUUAGCUAAUUAGAGCAGGCUUUAUUUUUCACCUCCUGGCCUUGGCAAAAGUCCUGACAAGUUUUUCCACAUGAACCUCUAUCAUGGAAGAAUAGCAAUGUUAAUUGUAUGGAAAAGUGGAAGGUUGUUCUGUAGUGGGAAGUGUUGCUGCCAACACCCAUUUUAGACGUUUCUUUAAGUAGUCUUUAUUGUCAGGUUGUUCUUAUGGCAAAUGGAAGGAUGCAAUAUGUCACAUUUCUUACUACUAAGUAAUUUAUUUUGAAAACAUUUUUAAGUAUCUUAUCCCUUACUCAUCUUUAACUUCGUGUUCCAAUGGAAGACCUUGGCAAAAUCAAAUAUCAGCCUGGGUGCAUCUGUAAUAUUUUUUGCUUGCUUUCUUAUUAACAGCAACCAGGAAUUUUUGAAACCUCAGAGCAAAUUUUCAAAAUGUAAACACUGUUCACCAGUCCUUGACCAGCUCUGAUCUGGUUCACCAACAGGUUGGCCAGCAUGUAAUGUGGGUCAAAAUGUUCUGUGCAUCAUGCCUUUAAGGACCGGACUUUUGGCUGUUUCCUAAGGAAAAAUGUAGAUAACCCCGUUGUUAGCACCUUGUACUGUGUCAUACUGAAGAUUGCAAGAUUUGGCCUGAACCCCUACAGGACUAGAUUGCUUUAGUUUGAUUCUGUUUCCUAGCUUGCAAAAAGUGACUUAUGUUCAAAAGAAAUUAAAUUGUCAAAAUCUAUAUAAAUCCUAGACUUAAAUUGAGUUAACUUUAAACAUGUCUCAAAAAACA
Messenger RNA from Hipposideros armiger (great roundleaf bat), 1562 nucleotides. It is a transcript of the gene TMEM230, whose product is annotated as transmembrane protein 230. Gene Ontology annotation, biological process: synaptic vesicle transport. NCBI's taxonomy places the organism in Eukaryota, Metazoa, Chordata, Mammalia, Chiroptera, Hipposideridae. Bases 261 to 620 code for a protein of 119 amino acids. The record is from RefSeq and is a predicted model, not a curated record. The transcript is spliced from 4 exons. Gene Ontology annotation, cellular component: endomembrane system; synaptic vesicle.